Rhododendron vialii is the source of this 1937-nucleotide messenger RNA. RefSeq names its product F-box/kelch-repeat protein OR23. Lineage: Eukaryota; Viridiplantae; Streptophyta; Magnoliopsida; Ericales; Ericaceae. The record is from RefSeq and is a predicted model, not a curated record. Gene Ontology annotation, molecular function: protein binding. Bases 442 to 1713 code for a protein of 423 amino acids. The transcript is spliced from 2 exons.
CUCGACAGCAAAAAGGAGCGUUAACUUUCUUUCCUUUCUUUUCUAUCCUCUCUCAAACUUUCCUGGAAAAGUCGUACAGAAUCUUGCCAAGGAAGAAACCGCCACAACAGACAGCAAUCUGUAAAGCACUUCUACUGAAUCGAAUCACAUACAUAUAUAUAUAGAGAGAGAGAGAGAGAGAGAGAGAGAGAGUGAGAGUGGAUUGGGAAUUGAUUUGAUAUGUCAAUUUAUGCUUCAUGGUAGCGCAGAGAGACAGAAGGUAUCGCAAAUUCAAUCGGGAAUCAGUGGAGAAAUUCUAUCGCAGCACUGCACAGUAAGAUUUCUUGAUCAUCAAUGGUGAUUUUUUGAUAGGAUGCAUAUGGAUAGAGGAAUUCGAUUCAUGUAUUAGAAGAUGAAAAGCAUAGAGGGAAUUGUGUGUGUGUACAGUUGAUUUUGAUUCAGAUGUCUCCGCCGUGUUCUUCUUCAUUUUCGAGCGAGGAACAACCACAACAGAGAACCCAACCAGCCCAAACCCUAACCCUAAUCCCAGGCCUCCCGAACGACCUCUCCGCCCUAAUCCUCGCCUUCGUCCCUUACCCCCACCACUCCCGCCUCAAACCGACUUGCAAAUCAUGGCGCAUCUUCUUCUCCGCGAAGAAAACCCUACUCUCUCUCCGCCAGAAACACCUCCCUCUCUCUCUCCUCUCCCACCUCCUCUGCAUCUUCCCUCAAGACCCUACAAUCACCCCCCCUUACCUCUUCGACCCGAAAACUCUAUCCUGGUGCCCGAUCCCGCCCAUGCCCUGUAACCCCCACGUGUACGGCCUCUGCAAUUUCACCUCCCUUUCGAUUCCCCCUGAUCUCUUUGUUCUGGGUGGGUCCCUCUUCGACACCCGCUCGUUCCCCAUCGACCGGCCUUCCCCCUCGUCCUCCGCCUUUCGAUUCAGCUUCGUUACGUCCUCGUGGGAUCGGUUGUCGCCUAUGCUUUCUCCCCGUGGGAGCUUUGCGAGCGCGGCGAUGACGGAUUUGAAUAGGAUUGUUGUGGCCGGGGGUGGGUCCCGGCACACUAUGUUUGGGGCGGCAGGGAGCAGGAUGAGUUCAGUGGAGAUGUAUGAUGUUGGAAAAGAUGAGUGGGUGGCGUUGGACGGGUUACCGAGGUUUCGUGCAGGGUGUGUGGGGUUUUUGGUGGGGAGUGGAGAGGAGAGGGAGUUUUGGGUGAUGGGAGGGUAUGGGGAGUCGAGAACGGUCUCGGGGGUGUUUCCCGUGGAUGAGUAUUAUAGGGAUGGUGUGGUGAUGGAAUUGAGUAAUGGUGGGAAGUGGAGGGAGAUUGGGGAUAUGUGGGGGGAAGGAGAGAGGAGGAGGCUUGGGAAAAUUGUUGUGGUUGAGGAUGAGGAUUGGGAUGUUCCUGGCAUUUUCAUGCUUGAUGGGGGUGAUAUCUUCAGGUUCCACAUGGAUUCGAACCGUUGGUGGAAGGAGACAAGUGUACCAAGAAAAGCCCUUGAUGAUUCAUCAGUCGGUUUCGUCUCAUUGGAUGGGGAGUUGUAUUUGAUGAACCUUGUACAUGCAGUGUAUUUAACAGAGGCCAGAAGACCACGGCAGAACAAGAAGGCAGCAUCACUGUUCAUACAGAUAUAUAAUCCCAGGAACAGGACAUGGAGAUCCUUGAUCACAAAGCCGCCUCUCAAUCACCAUUUGGAUUUCAAAACUGCAGUUAUGUGCACCAUCCGACUGUAGACUCAAUAUGAUUUCACUGGUGCGUGUAUUGCUGUCAUUUUUACCUGAAUAUGUUCUUUGUUCAUCGGUAACUUCGUUUCUUCUAUUACCCUGUUUGUAUACGUCCGUGUAUAGCUUGAUGCAGACAAUUGUUUUCGAGUCAUGUAUUGGUUUUUACUUCUAUACAUGUGUUGCAGACAACUGGAAAUAAGUAUAAAUUGUAAGUUCAUACUUUUAUGGGUUGA